CACGAGCGCGGACUUGACCGCGUCGGAAAGUGGACGUCCCCGUGGCGGCGGGCACAUGCACGGAUCCGGGAGCGGCGCACACUCAUCCCGGCCAUCUGGAGGCGGAGGACGACGCGGGACGCAGGGCGACAGCGCAGCCAAGAUGGCGUCAGCCAAAGAUGCGGGUCCGGGCCGAGAGGAGAGGGACGCGGCCGACCAGAACUUCGACUACAUGUUCAAGCUGCUGAUCAUCGGCAACAGCAGCGUGGGGAAGACGUCCUUCCUGUUCCGCUACACGGACGACUCGUUCACCUCGGCCUUUGUCAGCACGGUGGGCAUCGACUUUAAAGUCAAGACCAUCUACAGGAACGACAAGCGCAUCAAGCUACAGAUCUGGGACACAGCGGGUCAGGAGCGCUACCGGACCAUUACCACAGCAUACUACAGAGGAGCGAUGGGCUUCCUCCUCAUAUAUGACAUCACAAGCCAGGAGUCCUUCGUGGCAGUGCAAGACUGGGGAACGCAAAUCAAGACAUACUCGUGGGACAACGCCCAGGUGGUGCUGGUUGGUAAUAAGUUGGAUUUGGAGGAAGACAGGCAGGUCACCACUGAAGAUGCUCAGAGACUUGCUACAGAGCUAGGCUUCCAGUUCUUCGAGGCCAGCGCCAAAGAAUGCAUCAACGUCAAGCAGGUUUUUGACAAGCUGGUGGACGUCAUUUGCGACAAGCUGAACGAGAGCGUCAACGCCGACGCCUCCCCGUCGGCCAAUCACAAGGGAGCCGGACUGAAGGACACGCCCCGCGGCAUCCGGGGCGGCUGUGCAUGCUGAUGGCAACCACGCACGCACACACAAUAGUGUGCUUGUCGACCCAUCCUUCCUCAGUCGGCCCUGAUUUAAAUGUGACUGUUACACUGCAAUGCCAAAGACCUGCUCUGAGAACAUGUGCCUUUGACCUUGCUACUUUAUUAUUUGUCACCUUUGUGUGUGUGUGUGUGUGGUGUGUGGGGAGCAGGCACCUGUUGCAGGCAAACACUUGGAACAAACCUGAGCAGUGAGAAUCACAGUACUGUACUUGUGUCAUGCUUCCCCCUUGUGGCUGCGUUAGGAGGUUGCAUAACUGUGACGUUAAGGUACUUGGGGCGCCAUUGCUGAUGAUGUAAUUGUUUUAAAUGUUUUGUUUUUCUACAAUCAUUUGGCAAGACUUUCUUUUGCCAUGUUUUUUUUUUUUUUUUCCAAAUUGGGGAAUUUAAAGGGUGCUUCACAGCAUGUCUGAUGCUAUAUUUUGGAAUAAAAUAAUAUCUGAUUGCAAAAUGUAUUAUUAUUUUUUCCAACAUUAUAGUAGUAUUUAAUACCAAACCGCUUUUGGGAUUACACAACUGGGUUCCCAACUAUCCUUUCUUGUUUAAUAAUUAUAAAGACAUAUUAACGUUAUUGCAGUAAAUUGCGGUGUAUCUUGUACGUAGGCCAAUAAAAUAAACACAGUACGUGUUUAUUUUAUUGGCCUUCGAUUUGAAGUGACCCAGUAGAUGUGUUCCAGAUAAGAAAUCUUUCAUGGGUAAGUCAAUAUUUCUAUUUUCAUUGUGCAUCAGCUGUAACUGCUUGUGAUUGUCAUAAAUGUUGCCG
Molecule: messenger RNA, 1603 nt
Organism: Phycodurus eques (leafy seadragon)
Lineage: Eukaryota; Metazoa; Chordata; Actinopteri; Syngnathiformes; Syngnathidae
Gene: rab3da
Product: RAB3D, member RAS oncogene family, a
Exons: 5
Coding region: 56-808 (250 amino acids)
Biological process (GO): protein secretion; regulation of exocytosis; protein localization to plasma membrane
Cellular component (GO): plasma membrane; endosome; synaptic vesicle
Molecular function (GO): GTP binding; GTPase activity
Source: RefSeq, a predicted model, not a curated record